This is a messenger RNA of Struthio camelus australis, 1218 nucleotides long. Lineage: Eukaryota; Metazoa; Chordata; Aves; Struthioniformes; Struthionidae. The record is from RefSeq and is a predicted model, not a curated record.
AUGGGAGAAGGCUCCAAGGGCCAGGUGCCCCAUGAAGUCAGGAGCAGCUUUGAGGAGGAAGAGGAGGAUGACAAGGAGAACAUCCCAGCACUGGAUAAUUCCCCCAACUGGGCCAUUGGUGGAGAAUUUGGCCCAACAUGUGCUCAGGGUGCCUCAAGUGGUCCCAAUUUGGUCUAUGCAGCACUGGAUAAUUCCCCCAACUGGGCCAUUGGUGGAGAAUUUGGCCCAACAUGUGCUCAGGGUGCCUCAAGCUCCAAACGGGGAGGGCUGGGACGGCAGCCGGCUCCCUCCAGCCCAGGAGAGGCGGCAGAGACAGCGACGUGGGCUCAGCGCGCAGAGGCAGCCGCGGAGCCGGGCGAUGCGGCGCGGAGGGCGCGGAGCGAGGCCGUGGUGUGCGGCAUCUGCAUGGACCGGGUGUACGAGAAGGCGCUGCCGGAGGAGCGGCUCUUCGGGAUCCUCCCCAACUGCGGCCACGCGUACUGCCUGGGCUGCAUCCGCAAGUGGCGCCGCAGCCGGGACUUCCAGACUGCGGUCAUCAAGGCCUGCCCGGAGUGCCGUGUCACGUCCAGUUACUACAUCCCCCACAAAUAUUGGGUCUCGGAGGCGGAUGAGAAGGAGAAGCUGAUCGAAACCUUCAAGGCCCGGACGGGGAAAAUAAGGUGCAAGUUUUUUGUCCGGAGCCACGGCCACUGCCCGUUUAAGUCGGACUGUAUCUACCUGCACGAGUUCCCAGCUGGCCGGACCCCCCGACACAGACGGCGGCGGCCGAGGAUCCCGGUUGAGUUGGAGCCCGCUCUGUCGGAGAGCUCGGACGAGGAGGACGGGGAGCUCUGCAUCCUCGAGUGGGCUCUCGCCUUGGCCCUGAUGGAGGCUGAUGGCCGGUACUCCACUUUCGGCCAGGAGAGCCUCUUCACGGACUUCAGCGACUCUGACUAGAGCCUUGGGGAUACCCCGCCGGCUCCUCGCGCUCUCAACGGCGACAAAAUGUUUCCUGGAAGGGACAAGCAUCUCCUUUUAAAGUGCUUAGCUCCCUGCUGGCAUCGCCUCGGGGCGGCUCUGGGGCACCUCGGCGGCCGGAUGCUGUUUCUCCUGCUACCCUGGUGCAGGUGGAAGGACCCACCGCGUCCCGCCCUCCGCGAAGGCGAGGGGGCGAAGGGGCUGCAGCGGUCCCUUGGUGAUGGGGGCACCGUGUCCCCUUCUGCCCGCUCUCCUUGGCAG